AUGACUUGUAGCAAUUUCUAGCGUUUAUUUGUUAUUUUUCGCAUUUGUUCACUAAUUUGAUAAUAUUGAUAAUUGGUAGUUUAUAAAAUGCAGAACUUCAAAUAUAAUGAUUUAAUGCAAAAGAUAGAAUUAGAAGAGUUGAGUACAAACAUAGAAGCGGAAGCGUAUACUCAACUACUGGCGAUUUACCUUUAUCAAGAUAAAAUAGCUGAUGCUAAGUUCCUAUGGAAGCGGAUCCCACAACCUUUGAAAAAUGAUAAUAAGGAAUUAAAAAGAUUGAAUUCAGUAAUGUGCACGCUAAUUACUAAUAGUGCUACGAAAUUUUUCAAACAAGUGGACUACCCAUGGCCAUCCAAUAUCAAACAAAUUAUGGACGAUCUUUUCGAGCGAGUGCGACGUGAUGUAUUGGCAUUAGUUGGCCAAGCUUAUAUGUCUAUUUUUGAACAAGAGCUGAUGGAACUGACUAACUUAUCUCGAGAUGAAUUAAAACAAACUUGCCUUGCGCUGGACUGGAAAUAUGAAAAUGAAGACCAACAGACAGUUAUUAUUCCUAAAAGGCCUGUUUCUGAAUCCGAACUGACAGCUAGUUCUGAAGAUCUGUUAUUAAAACUUACCGAUUUCGUUUCGUUUUUGGAAAAUUGAUUUUUUAUAUUUAUCAAUUAAACAUUAUUUAAAAGAAA
This is a messenger RNA of Ceratitis capitata (Mediterranean fruit fly), 680 nucleotides long. It is a transcript of the gene CSN8, whose product is annotated as COP9 signalosome complex subunit 8. The record is from RefSeq and is a predicted model, not a curated record. Gene Ontology annotation, cellular component: COP9 signalosome. Gene Ontology annotation, biological process: protein deneddylation; COP9 signalosome assembly. The transcript is spliced from 4 exons. Bases 88 to 642 code for a protein of 184 amino acids. Lineage: Eukaryota; Metazoa; Arthropoda; Insecta; Diptera; Tephritidae.